Molecule: messenger RNA, 888 nt
Organism: Spea bombifrons (plains spadefoot toad)
Lineage: Eukaryota; Metazoa; Chordata; Amphibia; Anura; Pelobatidae
Product: gap junction beta-1 protein-like
Exons: 2
Coding region: 237-878 (213 amino acids)
Biological process (GO): cell communication
Cellular component (GO): connexin complex
Source: RefSeq, a predicted model, not a curated record
CAAACAAAGAACUGAGAAGUGAAUUGAGGAAGAAAGUCAGAGAGCCUGACAAACAAAGCAAAUCACCGAACACAAGAAGGUCGCUCAGAGCCUCGGUCACAAAAUGGACAGUUCAUAAAAAAAAACCCUGGGACCUCAGCACUAAGAGACACAAGGAAUCCUUACCUUGGUGCAUUUCCAGGUCAGCGUAUUCAUCAAACCAAGAAGGUUCUUCUCGCUCACACCGGCUUCUAAACAUGGCGAUGUCACCACAAGUAUUCCAGGAGUUGGAAACCGUUACCUGCCUCUUGAGUGGCACGUCCUAUCUCGCCUCACGUUUAGGAAGGGUGAGCUUGGCUGCUCUCUUCUUCGUUCGUUUCGGUAUUCUGGCUGUUGGAGGCCGGUCAAUAUGGAUGGAGGAAGAAAAAAAUUUCAUGUGCAACUCCACACAACUGCUGUGCACCCCAAGCUGCUUCGAUGAGUUUUCUCCCAUCUCUUCAUUUAACUUGUUCGCCCUUCAGCUUGUGGUGCUAGUUACUCACGCCCUGUCCGUGACCUGUUGGAACCGUUCCACCUCCCAAGCGAAAGAGACACGGCUACAGGCUCACCUCAGCCGAAGAAACGUUCAAAUCACGCUGCACAUCCUUUGCCUCCUGAGCAGGAUUCUCAUCGAAGGGGUGUUUGUUUUUACAUUUUAUAAGGUGUCCGGAGGCUUUGUGCACCCGGCUGUCACUCAUUGUCGAAGUCACUUGUGUGAGAGAUUUGUCGUGUGUACAGAUUUGAACGCAUUCACUAAAAACGUCUUUAGUUUAGGCUUAUGCGCAGCAUCUGUGCUCAGUAUCAUUAUAUGCUGUAGUGAGCUCAUUAUCACUUCCCUACCCAGGCAGAGAGCAAAGUAAUUCAACAACA